This is a messenger RNA of Leguminivora glycinivorella, 1616 nucleotides long. It is a transcript of the gene Cyp366a1, whose product is annotated as cytochrome P450 4c21-like. The record is from RefSeq and is a predicted model, not a curated record. Gene Ontology annotation, molecular function: iron ion binding; oxidoreductase activity, acting on paired donors, with incorporation or reduction of molecular oxygen; heme binding. The transcript is spliced from 10 exons. Bases 1 to 1500 code for a protein of 499 amino acids. NCBI's taxonomy places the organism in Eukaryota, Metazoa, Arthropoda, Insecta, Lepidoptera, Tortricidae.
AUGUACUACACCCUGGCAAUCGUCUGCCUGGCGUUCUUCUGCGCAUGGGCACUGGCGUGGCUGCGCACGCGCCGGGCGCGCGCCUGUUUCGCCGGCCUGCCGUCCUACCCGGCCCUGCCUAUAGUGGGCAACGCGCUACGGCUUGCCACUAGCACUGAGGCCAUCUACCGCAUGAUACUACACUUGUCGGAGAAAAGCGAUGUGGAGCAAAAGCCUUUCAUCUUUUGGUUCGGGCCUAUACCUGUCAUAGUCGUAAGCGACCCCGACUCUGUGAAACAAGUGACCAACACGUUCAUUGAGAAGUCGUUCUUCUACAAAAUCGGCCGCAUAUGGAUUGGCGAUGGACUCGUUACGGCCACUGGAUCAGUAUGGAAGAAGAACAUAAAGAAGCUAGCCGGCACCUUCGUGGGCCCCAUAGUGGACGGGUACCAGGACGUGUUCAACGCGCAAGCGCACAAGCUGGUGGGCAGGUUGAAGGCCGAGGCGGGGAAGGGGCCGUUCGACAUCAUGGAGAAAUACCUGGCUUUUGCUACGCUGGAGACUAUUUGCCAAACAGCACUCGGUUUCCCAAGCUCCGAACAGCUUGUGACCACAGAGUACUACCAGGCCUUCGGCAGAACUUUGGAACUGCUGAUCGCGAGGGGCAUCAACCUACUCAUGCAUCCAGACUGGGUCUAUCAGAGGACGCCCAUGUAUAAGGAACUGGUGAAGUGUGUGGAGAUACUGCAUAAUGUUUCAAACACGGUAAUAGCCAGGAAAAGGAAUGAAAUUACAGCCAUGAAACAGAACGGAACCUUAAAACAACCAAAUAUCGAAGACGGCCAAACAAAGUUCCGUUCGUUCCUCGACAUUAUCCUCGAGCUAAGCGAAGCUGAUCCAUCCAUGACCGACGACUAUAUCCGUGCUGAGGUGGACACCAUUAUAGUGGGUGGACAGGAAACUACAGCCACCACACUGAUGUAUUCGAUCCUGAUGAUUGGUAGGCAUCCAAGGGUGCAGGAGAAGCUUUAUGCUGAACUGCAAUCAAUAUUCGGGGACAGCAAACGGCCAGUUGAGAAGCAAGACUUGGCACGUAUGACGUACUGUGAGGCCGUCAUCUCAGAAAGUCUACGGCUGCAUCCGCCCUUGCCGAUGGUGGCACGAGAGGCGACACACGAUCUCAAGCUAAAGCAGUGCACGAUCCCAAAAGGCACGUCAUGCAUUAUAAACGCCAUCGGCGCCGGCCGCUCCAAAAACAACUGGGGUCCUGAUGCUUUGGAGUUCAAACCAGAACGAUGGCUCAACGGCUCAGUGAUACCUGCUGCAGCUUUUCUGCCAUUUAGUUAUGGAAAGAGAUCGUGUAUCGGUAAAAGAUACGCCAUGACCCUCUUAAAAACACUUCUAGCGUAUUCUCUUAGAGAGUUAGAAUUCGUUUCCGAAGAAGCAGAACUGAAAUUUAAAGUGGACAUCGCUCUAAGGCCCGCGAGUGGCCAUUUUGUAGAAGUGCGACUUAGGAAGUAACGAUAUGAUGAAAUUAAAUAUACCUCUAUGACAUAUAAUUUAGAAGGGUCUGGUUGGAGUUACUGCUGGCUUAGCGUCUCUCCAAACCUACCGACGUAGAAUCGGCUUUGUCGACC